AUGCCUCCCCCAAUCACAGAUUUAAUAGGCAGCUCUUGGCAGCCAUUUUACAUCGCAGAGUCCUAUACUGCAGAUCUCACGCUACCUAUGCAACCCGCCCCCGACGAUAUAGUUGAUCAAGUGGACUCUGUGUGGAACCCUAGCGAUAGAGUACCUGAAAAAUUAUCGUUAACCUCGUCGUGUCAAUUACCAUUGGCGCCAAAAUUAGCGCUCACUAUGCCACGGACAAGGCAGUCAAGGCCCCUCUCCGAUAUCAUCAGCUCACGACUUCAAUUUGCGAUUGAUGUUCUAAAACGAACACCCAGCAUGAUGGUCCUUGAAAAUCGAACGCCAUGGUGCCAUCCGCAACUCUAUAAGAAUUACAUGCCGAAAGCUAUGCAAGAUGCCUACGCAUGUUGUUCGCUUUAUAUGUCAAAGAAUGAGAUCAAUGCACCCGUAAUAAUGUCUCUUUUGGACGCUCGUACCCAGGAGCUUCUUUUAUCUCCACAACCUACACAUUUUCUCGAUCUUCUUGCUCGAACUCAUGCCUUAAUUCUUUUUCAGAUAAUGCGCUUGUUCGAUGGCGAUAUUCGCUCUCAUACUACAGCGAAUGCUCUACUUGGCACGCUUGAAUCCACUGUUAUGGCUCUUUUCGAUUUUACCCAUCUUCCCAACAUAUCCGAAUCUUAUAACCUCUUGCCUAUGGACCCAAUAUUCGAAUUCUGGGAAUCUUGGGUUGUGCAAGAGUCUGCACGGCGUACCAUUCUUUUGGCGUUUUACUUUAUUCAAAUAUGCAAAGUUCUACACGGCAAUGUACCCAUGCAGUGUGAUGGCAGGCUUGGGCUAGCUCAUGCCUGGUAUUUAUCGUCACAUCUGUGGGAUGCUCAAAGCGCAUUUGAUUUUGCAAUAGCUUGGGCUGAGAAGCAACAUUUCGUUGUGCAUGACCUUGACUUUUCGUUUGCACUGGAGAAUGCAAACCCUGAUGAUAUGGAUCUCUUUGGAAAAAUGUUGUUAGUUACUAUUUUAGGAAUUGAUGAGGCAAAGGCAUGGUUUUGCCUGAGAGGAGCAGUCAUGUAA
Messenger RNA from Penicillium macrosclerotiorum, 1056 nucleotides. RefSeq lists its product as uncharacterized. The transcript has 2 exons. The record is from RefSeq and is a predicted model, not a curated record. The coding region runs from base 1 to 1056 and encodes 351 amino acids. Lineage: Eukaryota; Fungi; Ascomycota; Eurotiomycetes; Eurotiales; Aspergillaceae.